Penicillium samsonianum is the source of this 1593-nucleotide messenger RNA. RefSeq names its product putative serine--tRNA ligase DIA4. The coding region runs from base 1 to 1593 and encodes 530 amino acids. NCBI's taxonomy places the organism in Eukaryota, Fungi, Ascomycota, Eurotiomycetes, Eurotiales, Aspergillaceae. Gene Ontology annotation, molecular function: ATP binding; serine-tRNA ligase activity; tRNA binding. The transcript has a single exon. Gene Ontology annotation, biological process: mitochondrial seryl-tRNA aminoacylation. The record is from RefSeq and is a predicted model, not a curated record. Gene Ontology annotation, cellular component: mitochondrion.
AUGGCGCUCACUUCGUAUGUCUGCUUCAAUUGCAGAAAUUCAUAUGGAUUGAAAGCAUCUCUGCGCAAUUUCUCCUCCGCCCGACGCAAUCGAGACAUCUUACGACCCGCAACAGCUCCGAAGCCCACGCCGGACGUCAAACACAUCCGCCAAAAUGCCGACCUCUAUGCACAGAACUGCGUAGAUCGCAACUAUGCAGGACACGCCGGGUAUCCGUCGAAAAUUCAACAAUUAUCAGAGGAAGCUAGACAGCUCGAUCACGACCUAAAAACCCCUCGAUCCCGCAUUAAGCAACUAGAAAAGACCAUCGCCAAGCUACAUAUUGCGACUCGGCAAGAUACAGGAAAUGGGAACACCAACGAGAAGGGCCUGAGUCCAAGCGAGGAACUUGCCGAACUCAAGUCAGAAGCUCAGCGCCUAAAGGACGACUCGCACUCCAUGACAGAACGCAAAGCAACCUGCACCGAAGAGAUCAACCGCCUCGCCCUCUCCCUCCCAAACCUCUCCUCCCCAUUCACACCCAUCGGCCACGACCCAACUCUCGUCCGAUACAUCAACUUCAACCCGGAAGAACCCCCAACCUGGACCCGCCAAUCCCAAACCGAGCUCCAAGCCCGCUCGCACGUCACAAUCGGCACAGAGCUCAACCUCCUCGACUUCGCCAGCUCCGCCACAACGACAGGAUGGGGCUGGUACUUCCUGAUCAACGAAGGCGCAAUGCUCGAACAAGCACUCGUCCAGUACGCGCUGAGCAUAGCCCGACGCCGGGGGUGGAAAACCGUUGCACCGCCCUCAAUCGUCUACUCUUACAUCGCCGAAGCAUGCGGCUUCCAGCCACGCGACCAACACAACGAGCAACAGAUCUGGUCUAUCGAGCAGAACGAACGCGACAAAAACACCAAACCCCAACGCUCGCUAACCGGCACCGCCGAGAUCCCUCUAGCCGCCAUGUACGCGGGCCGCGACAUCAACGCCUCCGAGUUACCUAUCAAGCUCGUCGGCGCGAGCCGCUGCUACCGCGCCGAGGCGGGUUCCCGCGGCGUCGAUACGAAGGGUCUCUACCGCGUGCACGAGUUCACCAAGGUCGAGCUGUUCGGCUGGACGGAUAGCGUGGACGGGGCCGUGCCGAGCUCGGACGAUAUGUUCAACGAGUUGCUGGAUAUGCAGAUGGAGAUCCUGACGGCGCUGCAUCUGCCGUGUCGUGUGCUGGAGAUGCCUAGUGGGGAUCUGGGUGCUAGCGCGACGCGCAAGCGAGAUAUCGAGGCGCUCUUCCCGUCUCGUCUGCGUGCGACGUCGGGUGGUACUGCUAUGCCGGUUGAUCCUGAGAUUCAUCAUUUGGAGUCGGCUUGGGGUGAGGUUACUUCUGCUUCUAUCUGCACAGAUUACCAGAGUCGGCGGUUGGCGGCUCGGGUGCGUGGCGGUGGCGCUAAAGAGUCAAGGUUCCCGCAUACGGUUAAUGGCACUGCUAUGGCUGUUCCGCGUGUGCUGGCUGCGAUCUUGGAGAAUGGGUGGGAUGCUGAGCGGGGUGUUGUUGUUAUUCCUGAGGUUUUGCGGCCUUGGAUGGAUGGGAUGGAGAGUAUUGGUCGGAGCUAG